AUGGAUGUGGGGCCAUUUAGCAGGAAACAGUGGGCAUCACAAUCGCUAAGAAUCACAGCCAAAGAGCUCUCAUUGGUUGGGAGUCGUGGCAAGAACAAUGCCAUAACUGAGCGCUUUUCCAAAUAUCAGAAAGCCGCAGAGGAAACAAGUGCAGAAAAGAAAAAAUCAUCUGUUGACAGUGUGCCUCUGUCCCUGCGAUCAGGAAACCUGAGUGUUUUGAAGAAACGCUGGGAACAGACACAUCAGAAGAAAUCGGCUCCUCAGCUGAGUGUGGCACCUGUGAGCCUGACAGCUCGGUCUGCUUCCUGCAAACCCAGCAGUCCUCCAGAACCACCUGCUUCCUCCAGCAAACUCAUGCGACAGCCCAGCCUGACUCAAGAGUCAACCUCCCAUGAGAAAACUACAAAAAUAAAGCCAGAAAUGGAGACUGAACAAACAAAGUGUGUAAAAGAGGAUGAAAAAAAUAUGACUGCAACCGAUCCAUGUUCCCCUGUGGAGAAACCAGCCCUGCCCCUCAAAAACCUAAAAAUGAAAUAUGAAAAGGGCAAAAGCAAGCCCGCCACAGCACAAAUAUUCUGCGAGGCCACACCCAAGUUAAAAGAUUUGGAGGCCGCCAUACUCCUGGUCGAGUGCGCUCUGACCCGAAUAGUCUACGCUGUGCCUCAGCAACAGCGGGACCACUACCAGCGGGAUCACGAGCCUGGCCAUUCUCAUCAAACACGAGUGCUGACCGUGCAUGCUCAGCUCCUAAACAAACAACACAUAGAUCAUGUGUAUCUCCUGCUGCCAGAUAUCGUGGGCAGGGAGGAACACAACGUGCAAGCAGACAUGAAAAGCAGCUCCGAGGAUGUGGACACACAAAUGGACAACAAAGCUGAUACCCAGGCUACGCUGCACAGGGAUGUUAUCCGUGGCAAAGUCCAGGUCUUUAAUGCUAUUUGCAAGGUCUUCGGGGGAAAUUCAGCCACGACAGCUGCACUGUUUGAUGCGAUCUUGUGCAACCGGAGGCUGUUGUGGAAGAGCAUCUCCUGUGCCCUCUUCACCAAGUUGAUGGCCUCGGAAGUUGAGAUCAUCGAUGGACGGAGCAGGUUGGUGAUCUUUGUCGGUGCAGUGGAAGACGGAGAACUUCAGGUGGCUGGAGCAGGGCAGAAGUGGCAUGGUGACUCUGAAACUGGGAUCGUUUCUUGCUUUGGCUUGGUUCUGAAUGAAGUCAACGAACACGCCGAAUGGGGGAAAGGAAAUCUGAUGCUGUUGCUUUAUCUGAGAGCCCCCUGUGGAGACGAUCUGGUUCCUAGUGAUGAACUUCGCCAGGUCAACAGUCGGGGAGCUGUGUCCAUCUUGAGCAGACGUGUGACGAGGCGAGCUCUGCAAGCGAUGUUGCUGGAUGCUGUACUGGAGGUCUUAUGGCUGGCUGCGUUGGAGGACGUGCAGGUGGAAGCGGGAGAGCAUGUACACACAACAAGUCCCAGUGGAGCAACAGUUUUUUCAGAGAACAAGGACGCUCCUAAAGAGACCAGGAAAUUUCAUCUGCCUGUCCAGGAAAGAUGUGUAUCCUGCCAGAAGACUGUUUACCCAUUAGAGAAACAUGUUGCCAAUCAGCAGAUUUACCACAAGACUUGCUUCCGCUGUGCCUUUUGUAGUACAAAGCUCAGUUUGGGGACAUAUGCUUCUCUACAUGGCAAUAUCUACUGUAAACCUCACUUCAGCCAGCUAUUCAAGUCUAAGGGCAACUAUGAUGAGGGCUUUGGCCAUCGACCACACAAAGAAACGUGGACACCACGAACAAACAAGGAAGAAGCUGAGGAAGGUGAAAACUCAAAGCCAUUUGGUCAAGACUCUUUGUUAGUGAAGCCAACAGAACAACUGAGCCCUAAAGUGGAGAAGUCACCACUGGCCAAAUUCACUGACCUGGCUGCAGUUCUAGAGAAAAAAAAUCAAAUGACCAGUUUCACAGAAAAACCACAAACCACUUCUGUGGAAACAAGAAAACUGAGAGUUGUGUGGCCACCUCCUGCAGACAGUGAUGGAAGCUCCAAAGUCUCCAGUCCAGCCACUGAAGUUGGAAAGGGUUCAUCCAAGCUUUUCAGAGCAAAGUGGCCUCCAGAGGAAGAAGCUCCACCUGCACAGCAGAUCCCUGAAAGAGCAGAACUGAGAAGUCUGCGACGUAGUUCCUCACUCAAAGAGCGGAGCCGUCCCUUUUCUGUGGCACCAAGCUUAGCAUUAUCUAAUGCUUCAAAACAAGAGUCACCAUUAUUUCACAAGGUUGCUUUGGUCAGACAAGGUUCGGUGGAGGAUCUUCGUUCAUGUUCAAAAGUGAAAACAGACAAAACUGAAGUGCAAAAGGAGGCAAAAAUCCCAGAUGAAAAGACAAAGGACAGCAACAACAUAUCCAAGGAGAAUGUUAAAAGUCCAGUCAUACUUGAUAGGAAAGACAAGAUAUCCCCUUCUAUGCUCAAACAGACACAACAAACAAAAGAGGAAGUUGAGCCACAACAAACAAAAAAUGAAGCUGGUCUACAACAAACAAAUAAAGAGUCUCAGACUCAACUAACAAAAAAGCAGCCUGAGCUAAAACAACAUGAGUUUCCAAAAGGUCAUGUGGAAGAUGAGGAAAAAACGGUGAAAUGCUUAAGCACUUCUCCUGAGCUCCAGUCCUCCCAAGACAUAUCCUCUCCAACUGUAGAAGAAAAAGCCCUUAGGAAAUCUCAGGAUGUUGGCAUCUGGGAUGGAGAGGAGGCUGAGGAGUCCCUGACUGUAGAGGAGAUGAUCAAGAGGAAUCGUUACUAUGAAGAUGAAGACGAGGAGGAGGAGGAAGUGGCAAUAGUUUGAUCAUAUACAACUUCAAUCCCUUCCAUUUAUUAUUUAAUUUGAAAAUAUUGCUGGUAUAAAUUCAACAUAAAAAAAGUAUUUUAUAAUAUUUUACCCAAGUUCUAUGGUACUGUACAUCUUUUCU
Messenger RNA from Carassius carassius (crucian carp), 2953 nucleotides. Its product is annotated as LIM domain and actin-binding protein 1-like. Gene Ontology annotation, cellular component: actin cytoskeleton; plasma membrane. The coding region runs from base 1 to 2829 and encodes 942 amino acids. Gene Ontology annotation, biological process: actin filament bundle assembly. The transcript has 15 exons. NCBI's taxonomy places the organism in Eukaryota, Metazoa, Chordata, Actinopteri, Cypriniformes, Cyprinidae. The record is from RefSeq and is a predicted model, not a curated record. Gene Ontology annotation, molecular function: actin filament binding.